UCCACCAAAGUUUUCUAUUUAUUUUUGAAUCUUCCAUCAUUCUAUAUUAUUGUCAAGGUCUUUCUCUCUUUGUUUGAAGGUAUAAUAAUAACAAUAAUGCAGAUAAGUAAUGGUUACACAGUGCACUUGUUAGAAGGGUUAUAUUGUUAUCUAAGAAGACUUCUCUUUAAAGUGUUAUGUGUUGGGACAGUGCCAAAUCACAUUGCAUUCAUAAUGGAUGGUAAUAGAAGGUUUGCAAAGAAGAACAAUUUGGCUGAAGGUGAAGGCCACAAAGCUGGAUUUUCAGCUCUCUUAUCCAUCCUCAGGUACUGUUAUGAACUGGGAGUGAAGUAUGUAACUGUAUAUGCAUUCAGCAUUGACAACUUCAGAAGGAAGCCAAAAGAUGUUCAAAUUUUAAUGGAACUUAUGAGGCAGAAGAUUGAAGAGUUGCUUCAACAAGAAAGCAUCAUCAAUGAGUAUGGUGUGAGGUUGCAUUUCAUUGGAAACAUUUCAAUGCUUAGUGAGCCUGUCAGGGUUGCUGUGGACAAGGCAAUGCGAGUCACUGCCCACAACAACCACAGAGUUCUUCUCAUCUGCGUCGCGUAUACUUCGCGCGACGAGAUGGUGCAUGCCGUCUACCAAUCUUGCAAGCAAAAAUGGAGCCAUCUAAAUGGUGAAGAGCCAUCAAAAGCAGUUAAGAAUGGUGGUAUAGAGAAAGUGAAAGGGAUUGAGGACAAAGUUGAGAAACAUAGUGUUCCUCCUCCCUCUUCUUGUUCUCUAAUAGAAUUGGUGGAUUUUGAGAGGAAUAUGUACAUGGCAGUGGCACCAGACCCUGACAUUUUGAUCCGAACUUCCGGUGAGGCGCGGCUGAGCAACUUUCUUCUGUGGCAGGCUGGUACCUGCCCUCUGUAUGCACCAUCUUCACUUUGGCCUGAGAUAGGUUUGAGGCACUUGGUCUUGGCAGUGUUGAACUUCCAAAAGUACCAUCAUUACUUGGAGAACAAGAAAGAGAAGAAGAAGCACAAGAACUUUUAAUUGAACUAUGGAAAAUGUCUACUUUAAUUUGGUAACAAUAAUAACAAUAAUAUAGCCGAAUUUCGAGACAGUUCAGUAUAAUUUACUCUUGUUUUCUUGACUCAAAUCAAAAAGUAUAAUGAUGUUAUUUAUAUAUGUAUAUAUUGUAUGAAUCUUAAGCAUACAAAAAUGAACUGAA
Molecule: messenger RNA, 1192 nt
Organism: Arachis ipaensis
Lineage: Eukaryota; Viridiplantae; Streptophyta; Magnoliopsida; Fabales; Fabaceae
Product: dehydrodolichyl diphosphate synthase 6-like
Biological process (GO): polyprenol biosynthetic process
Cellular component (GO): endoplasmic reticulum
Molecular function (GO): ditrans,polycis-polyprenyl diphosphate synthase [(2E,6E)-farnesyl diphosphate specific] activity
Source: RefSeq, a predicted model, not a curated record